Messenger RNA from Symbiodinium natans, 3372 nucleotides. NCBI's taxonomy places the organism in Eukaryota, Dinophyceae, Suessiales, Symbiodiniaceae. The record is from the annotation of a GenBank genome assembly.
AUGAUCGGCAGACUGCCAAAGGCAGCGCGCUGCCGGCGCUGGCUCCUGCUGAUUGCACUCGCUCUUCCUGCAGAGGCGCUACUUUGCCCUGCCCUGUGCCCGAUGGCCACCACAGACGGCCACCCUGCUCCAUGUCGCUACCACUCCAACAACUGCAUCGUCCCCACGAUUCCAAACACAACCCGCGUCGCCAUGCACGAGCUGAACAUCGUGGUUAUGAAUCCGUAUUCCGGCGCGGCUGGUGACGUGGCCACGGUGUCAGAGCCGUUGUUGCAGGCAGCAGCGCAGGAGAUUGAGGACAGCAGCUUCCUCCCUGGCUAUCGGUUAAAAGUCCAUGUGGUGGAUGCAGAGUGUUCCGCUCCGAUAGGAAUCCGCCGGACGAUUGCUUCUCUCAGCGCCAGCCCACCGAAGCACGCGGUGCUGGGCGCCGUCUGCAGUGGUACCUCGGAGGGCGUCAACGAUGCCCUGUACCACUACAACGUGCUUCAGGUUUCUCCAAGUUCCGUCUCUGUGAGCUUGAGCGACCGCACCCGUUUUCCCUACUUUACUCGGGUGGUGCCUUCCUACCGCUUCAACGUACUGGCUCUCUUCGACGUUUUGAAGAUGCUCAACUUCAGAAGAGUGGGAAUUGUACACGGAGCCCGCAGCAUCAGCGUCCUGGCCAGGGACUUGCUCUUGGAGCUUGUGCAGCAAGACUUGGACUCCGGAGCCUAUCCCUGGACGGUGCUCCUUCAAGCACAAGUGCAGGACUUGGACAGUGCCUCGGAUGCUAUGGAUUUGGUGCGGAGCCGGGAUUCCCGCAUCAACAUGAUCGCUCUUUAUGAGGAUGAUGGAGCGGUGCUGCUUUGCCAGGCAUACAUCCGCGGCAUGCUGUCUCCAGACUAUGUUUGGAUGCUGUCCUCGGGUUGGUGGCUCCAGAACUUUGCUCAACUCGGCGCCGGAACCGCAAACUGCCCGUGUACUGCAGAGGAACUGCUGCGAACCGGCUUUGGAGCCAUGGGCUUCGACAUGGGUCCGAUGAUGAACACCAACGACAUGCAUGGUCUUUCGGGCCGCCGGCUUUCGGACAUCUACUCCGAUUAUUUGGCCGACUGCUCCGCCUUCGCGAAUGGGACAGGCCUCUGCUCCGUAGAGGUGGCGGGCUACACGUACGAUGGCCUGUGGCACAUCGCUGCGAUUCUCCAUGGCUUCCUUGUGGAGCAAAACAGGAGCUAUCACGAGCUCAACACUGAGUUUUCACGCGAGUCCUUAUACCAGCUCUUCCUUCAGCAGGACUACAUGGGAUCCACUGGGCGAGUCCGCAUCUUCAACAGCGUUGAGCCCACCACCAGUCCUCCUUCACACGGAGACCGGGAGGGGCAGAUUCUCAUCCGGCAGAUUACGAGCAUCUCUGCGCAGCCUUUCAGCCACCUGGGGAUCUGGUCGUCGACAGGAAUCACUUGGCUUGCCGACGUCGUCUGGAGCAGCACGAACAGCAGUCAGGCCAUCUCCUGCAGCAGUGGCACUUGCGAUAUGUCCACAGCCUUUAUCCCGGCGGAUCGCAGCAACCGGUGUCCGGCCGGCACUACCUGGAAGAAUGAACUUGGUUGCGACGCCUGCCCUUUGGGGCGCUUUGCGGCAGCCGGCAUGGACCAAUGCGAGCCAUGUAGGUUGGGAUCUUUCAGUAACGAGAGCGGUCUUGCAGAGUGCCGUGUGUGCCCAGCCGGCAGCGUCGGCAAGGCUCAGGGAGCGGAGCAGUGCAGCAUCUGCAACGAAGGAUUCUUCAUGAAUGAGUCUGGCUCAUCCCAGUGCCGCAAGUGCUACGAAGGCACAUUCGCCGACGAGUCUGGACUGACGCAAUGCCGGGAAUGCCCUGCCGGUCGGACCACCAACUUCCAGGGAGCCUUGGACGCGCAAGCUUGCACCUGCAAUGGGGACCUCUGGGAGGGCCAAUGCUUUCGCUGCGGAGACGCUACACGUUUCGAGCGCGGCAAGUGCGUGACAUGCCAAGAUGGACUGCAUUGUGAGGAAGGAGAAGCGCCUGUGAUUCUGCCAGGCUUCUACGCAACGCCAGAUUUGCCUUACGACGUCUACAAAUGUAUUCCUGCAGACAAGUGUCCUGGACCAACUCCAGGUGCAUGUGCUGGUGGUCGAAUUGGCGUGCCGUGCACACGGUGUCCGGACGGCCUAUCGUUUGAAGAUGGGAUUUGCAGUCCCUGCGGCAACCUGAGCACUGCGGGGUGGGUGGCAGCUAUGCUCUUUGGAAUGCUCGCUUUGGUCAUUGGGUACUACCUCAUGAACUCAGCAGCGACGGCAAAAGUCAGCAUGCUGUUCGCGACUACCUGCGUGCUCUCGAUGACGAUUACUAUGCUGCAAUCCGUGGGCAUUGUGGGCAUGAUAUCCUUUGACUGGCCAUCCGAGCUUUCUUGGAUCUUCGACGCCAUGAACCUUUUUCUCCUGGACAUCGAUUCAUUGGGCUUCGACUGUGUCGCGGGCAAUCCUAUCAACCGGUAUGGCUUCAGCGUGGCUGCGCUGCCCUGCGCUCUACUUUGGAUCAUGGUGGCUGGGCUGAUCAGCCGAGUGCUGCCCUUCAUUCCGCAUCACCGGCGCUUUGAAUUGUCGAAGACCUUGAGCACAAUGGGGCAGGUGAUACAAGUGACUUUCACCAUCGUCAGCAAGACUGCCCUGGAGCCAAUGAUGUGCUAUUCCCACCCCAACGGCAAACAGGGACUGAUGAAGCACAAUGGGAUCUUCUGCUUCGAAAGCCCGGAGCACACGAGCAUGCUCAUCCUGGGCCUGCUGCUGCUUUGUGGCCUCAUUGCCUUCUAUGCCUUGGCAGUCUUCGGCACGGUGUUCGCGCCGCGUGCUGCAAAGCAGGGCAGGGCAACGUUUCUCCAGUCGAUCCGCUUUCUGAUUGCGCGAUUCCGUGUGGAUUACUGGUGGUACGGCACUUUCAUGCUCCCUCGCGGGCUCAUGCUCUCCCUGUCGAUCGUUUUGGCUGCCGAUUAUCCCUAUGUUCAGAUGCUUCUCAUCGUUCUCAUACUGGAGUUGUACAUGAUGGUGCAGCUAAUCGUGUGGCCAUGGAAGCUUCCAGCCCUGAACCUUUUCGAUGGAAUCGUCAGCGUGUGCCUGGUCAUGAUGAUGGUGUGCAUGGGGGCGUUCACGCCUGCUUUGCCAGCUGAGCUGAAAGAGAGCCUGACGAGUGUGUCCAUCGCCAUUAUGGUGAUGAUGCAAGUGGUGGUUCUCGCGAUGGUGGGCGUGACUGUUUCUGCUAUGAUCUACCGCAAUGCUAUCGGCGGGUCAAAGGAGUCCCCUCUGUUGGCCUUGGGAAAGGUGCCCGACACCCAGGCCGGCACCAGUGCAGUUUUUCAGCAGCGAGCUUGCACGCGGUAA